GCAGCUGCUGCAGAAGACAGAGCAGCUGUGAGGGUGCUUUGUACGUGUUUCAGUUGGUAUGAGGCCACACAUCUCUAUGUGAGGGCCACUCCUCUGAAUUCCUGGCAUCCAGGAAGCAGUCAGCUUAAAUACAGCCACGGCUCACAUCCUCACCCUGCUUCUCCCUUGGUCACUCAUUGUGCAGAAAUAUCGGCCGCUGCCACGACUGCAGCUUUUCCUUCUGAGAAACCACCCCAGCACUCAUCACUUACACACUACUCAUCCACCACAGACCCUCUCAAAAUCCAUCCAGCUGGUGCCUCUGUGGCUCCCACUUCUUUCCAGGGCAGGCAGGAGCUGGACACCUUCCCUGUGGCCACAAGUCAGGGGCAUGAUCUGGAUCCUCUUGGUCUGUCUGUUGUGUGUGUCUGGGGGUAGUUUUCUUGUUGUACCGUUUUCAUUAAGCACUGCCAGGGAUGCUGUUGGAUUCCUCCAGUUCCCAUCUUUUCCAUUGUGCAGCUCUGGGGAAAGUUGAUUUCACUUCUCUUGUUUUUUCUCCCAGCUCUAAAAAGCUGGAUCAUUUUGUAGUCAGGAGCUUCAGAAGGAUUUUCAGAUGCCCUUUGUGUCUCCAUAGCAGUUUGCAUAGGUGUCCUGACAUCUCUCUGAUAAAUUGCUAAAUUUGAAUGGGAAUUGAUAAAUUCCCAGCAUUUUUCCCAAGAGACUCCUGCCACAACCCAGCAAAACCAGUCCUUGAUUGUGUUCCUUCUAAUAACUCUCUGCAAGGAGAUUGAAAACUCCGAAAGGAUUAAACAAAACCCCAUUUUAAGGCUCCUCUUCCACUGCUGUGACAGCAAGGCACCCCAUUGUUUCUGCAGGACUUUGGGAAAAGCUCAUGGAAAUUGUUCCUGUCCUCUCUGUGACCCUGGUGUACAGGGAGUUAAAGUCUCCAAUCAUCUCUUGGACAAGCACUUGACAAGACUUUUGGACCUAUCUCAGAAGAAAAAACAAGGUGUUCAAAGAGAGAUGCAUAGCUUGAGUUUGAGCGGGAGCCUUUUUUAAAAUUGACCAUUUUGGUACUAUAUAAAAUGCUGAUGUGAUUUGAAAGCUCCAAAUUACAACAUUACCAGGCAGCCACAUCUCUUUUCUUCUGCCCUCUUCCUUCCUCCUUGCCUCACCACGUAUCCCCUUGCGCUUUUGCUUCCCGACUGGUGACUUGGCCAACUUUAUCCGGGGCAAAGCCCCCACCCCACCAGCACCCGAGGCCACGGGGUGCUCCUGUGGCCAUCCUGGGUGAGUUCCUCACCCAGCCAAGUGUGAAAUUUGAAAGAUCUGAGUGGAAACACAGAGCAGGGAGAUCACCAUUGGUUUUUUUUUCACGGUACGGCGUGAGGCGUUAUCGCUUAUGUGAGAGGCAGCAAAAAUAGCGUGGGGAAAAAUAUAGCUUCAAGAAAGAAAUAUGUAAAUGUUUGAGUAGACUAAAAACCCCCCUGCUUAGUCAGGGGCUUGCACUCUGCUUUCAUUCUGGGCUUUUUUUGUGGCUGAGGGGCAAAUGCUCAAGGGAAUGAAGGGCAAUGUGGGUACAGGAACAAGGCGUGGGGGCUCCAAACGUCGCGCUCCGUCCCAAUGGCUGCUUUUAAUUAAUAAUAUUGCCUACUGAGCUUGUGGGGGGCAUCUGAGAGAUGACAUCAGCUGUCUCUGUGCUCCACCGCCCGGCUGUGACUGCUGAGGUGUGAAUUCCGUGUCGGAGCGUCACCCUCCCCGAUAAAUAGGGGUGUCUGUGCGCCCCGUCCCGCAGAGCAUCCGUGGGGCUGAGCCUUCACUGAGGAUGGGAGCCCCCCUGCUCCCGUGGCUGCUGCUGCUGCUGCUGCUGAUGUCCCACUGUGCCCACGCAGCCAUCCUGGAGGUGAACGGGAACCUGAGCUGUAGGUGUGCCAAGACAACCUCGGAAUACAUCAGUCCCAAGAAAUACGAGAGCAUUGAGAUAAGGCCUGUGGGCAGCAGCUGCAGGCGCACGGAGAUCAUAAUUAAACUAAGAACCUCAGGGAAGGUGUGUGUGAAUCCCGAAGCCCCCUGGGUAAAGAAGCUGCUGAAGCGCAUCGCCAGCACGAAGAAAAAAUAAGUUUCCUGCUAAGGAAGUUGGUGCCCAGAGCCCCGAGGCAGGCUGGCAGACGAUGCCCAGGUGUGCAGACCUGGCUGCUCCUCACUUUGCCCUCGCUUCCUCCUCUUCCCGAAAGCCCCACGUCUGGCUCUGGGGGCAGUGGCUGUGGGGAGGGUGGCUCACUGCUGGCCCCAGCCCCAUGGCAGGUUUGUGGGGGGGUUCUCCCCUGCUCUCGGUCCCUGGAUCAGCAUGAAUGUCAAUCCUUCAUUGAUUUAGUUGCCUGUGGACUGCGAAGCUCUUCCCUGGCAGGGCCUGCUCCUGCUUCUUUAGGAAUGAGUUUGUGACUUUUUCCAUGUGAAGUGCUUGGUGACAGAGCGUGUGUCUGAGGGUUCUGUGGCACAGCGUGGCAUGUCCUGUUCUGGAAGCUCAAGUCCAAUAAAUUUCAGGGUUUUCCUUUC
This is a messenger RNA of Parus major (Great Tit), 2535 nucleotides long. RefSeq names its product C-X-C motif chemokine 5-like. The coding region runs from base 1805 to 2098 and encodes 97 amino acids. Gene Ontology annotation, cellular component: extracellular region. Lineage: Eukaryota; Metazoa; Chordata; Aves; Passeriformes; Paridae. Gene Ontology annotation, biological process: neutrophil chemotaxis; antimicrobial humoral immune response mediated by antimicrobial peptide; cellular response to lipopolysaccharide. The record is from RefSeq and is a predicted model, not a curated record. Gene Ontology annotation, molecular function: CXCR chemokine receptor binding; chemokine activity. The transcript has 4 exons.